AUGGAUAGAUGGGUUUGUUGGGAAUAUCUGCAGGUAUUGGGCAGAUUCGAAAUUAUUUAGUUGAAAAAAAUCGGAGUUUUUAAAUGGAAACAAAUAGGACCUUAAAGUUCGUCUUGAGGCUCUGUAGAUCUAAGUGAAGGAGACGAAAAAAAUUAACGAAAAAAAUUAAAAUUUUUUGUAAAAAAAGACUGAUGGAAAAAGUCUUUUUAUUUUUCAAAUCAAAGUUUUAUUUAUUGUUUAGUCUUUUUUUGACAGCAGAAUAUGAAAAAGAUUUAAUCUUUCGAGCUCAUUUUUGACCGUUUAAAGGCGCAUGGGCAAGGUCUCGAAGCGAAAGAACACGGCUAAUCGCUUCAAGACCUUUUCCAUGCGCCUUUAAAAACACUCAAUUCAAAAUUGCCUAGGCAGAUCUUAUCCAUGCGCCUUUAAAAAAUCUAAGUUUGAAGGCGUACAGGCAAGGUCUCGGAGCGAAUGGAGAAAAAAGGCUCAUCGCUUCAAGAGCUUCUCCAUGCGCCUUUAAAAACUCUUAAUUCGAAAUUUCAAAGGCAUAUAUUAUCCAUGCGCCUUCAAAAACUCUGAUUUUAAAGGCGCAUAGGCAAGGUCCCGAAACGAAUGAAAAAAAAACUGCUUGUCGCUUCAAAACCUUGUCCAUGCGCCUUUAAAAAGUUUUACAUCGAAGACGCAUAAGAAGAUAUCGAAGCGAAUGUAGAAAAAGGCGUAUCGCUUCAAGACCUAGUCCAUGCGCCUUUAAGAAACUCAUUGAAGAGACUAUAGCUAAAUAAUAGUGAAAGAAAAACAUGAUUUUAAGAAAUUUUUCAUAAAAUUCCCUUGAAAAAACUCAUUGAAGAGACUUUUGUUUCAAGUUUGGUCUGUUGCAUCGAUUUUUUUUCAGGGUCAAAAGUUAUUAAAAAUUCUAUCUUCUCCACGUUUAAAGGCACAUAGGGAAGGUCUCGAAGCGAUUUGCUUGUCGAUGCGUCUUUAAAAACUCUUUGAAUAGACUGUAGUUAGUUGACAAUGAAAAAAAAAUUUUUUUUUCCACUCAACACUUCAAGAAAUUGCCUCAAACUAGAGUCUCUCAUUCUUUGAUCUUGCCAUAAUUUACGAUUACGAAAGGAAAGGCCGCAGACAAGUGAACCAUCGAAGCCAGAACCAAUGAACCAGACCGAAUUUCCCCCCAUUUUUGCGGCCAAUUAUCGUCUUGACGUGUUCGUCUUAAACUUUAGCCGAUUAGCAAUACUAUAGGGGGAAAAAGUUCAGAAAAAAAACGGAACUUUAUUCUCACACCACCGCUGUAAUCAACGUAACAAAUGAUCUGUGUGUUUUGGUGGAAGAAGUGAUUUAGUGGGUGAUGGAGAAGAUGGAAAAAAAGCGGUCACUAUAGGGAUUUGAAGAAAACCGCCCUUGUAGGGGUUAAUAUGAGGUGGUACCUGUAGGGAUUCAGGAUCGGACCAAAACGCCCUUAGAAAUUGAGUGAUCCCUAUAGGGGUAUUUUUUUUCGCAUGGAAAUGCUUCUUUGCAUAUAGUUCAUGACAAAAAAAUCGGCUAGAAUGUCCCCUAUAGGGGCCCCUUUUCCAAGUUUUAGAGUGGAGACUUGAAGGGCCUCUAAGGUUGCCCCUGUAGGGAUCACUCUGAAAUUAGUAAACUGGAAAAAAAAAUCGGCAAAAAAGCAAUGAAAUAAAACAAAAAACGCCAGAAAAAAAUUCUUCAAAAAAUAUGAAAACUUUGGUUUUCAUCAUUCAAAAUGCAUUCUCCAUGAAUUUUACAACACUAGAAACAUAGUAUAAGUCCAUAGCCCGUUUUAAAAUUCAAAAAAUACAUCAAAACAAGAAAAUUUAGGGAAAAAAAUAAUUUGAAAAAUGCGCGUAAAGUCCAGUGCAUUGCGGCGUGCUUGCGGACUUUGCCUACCGUAACCUUUAAAAAUAGUUUUAACUGCCUUUUUAAAUAAUUUUUUUUCUUUUUUUUCUUUCUCAUAAUGAAAUAUUGUUUCAGAACAAGUCGAUAUCUUCGAUAUGCUUGCCCUUGACGCAUUAUCUGAAGAAGAAGUUGAGAUGGGCCCAGCAAACGCGGCGACUUUGGGCGGCUGAGCCGCAUUUGACGGUUUUUUCACAAACUUUUCAUGUGAAAAACGUGGAAAUCUAUUGCUAAUAAUUUUUUUAGCCUUUUUAAAUUCUGUUUCUUUCAAAAAAUUGAAUGAGAUUAUGAAAAAAAAAUGGUGGCAUUGAAAAAAUUCGUACAAUUCUUUUCAAAGGUUAAGUUUUUUUUGGCAAAGGUGACUGUAAUAACGAAGAACUGACUAAAUACCUAAAGGGACCACUUGGAUUUUUAAAAAAAUGUUCUUUCCUCUAACCCCUAAAGAGAUCACUCUGAGGUUCCUAAGAUUGUGUCUUUUUCAUUUUUCUAUGACCUCAAAGUGGAGAGAAGAGAGCGCAGACAGGUUAGACUGUGGAACGCUUGAAUGGUCCCUAUAGGGGCACCUUGAAGAUUCCACUCUAGGGGCCACCUAACCUCCCCCGAUUGGGGCAUUAAAGCAUUCGAAAGUGGUCACUUUAGGUUGUUUUAACAAAAAAUUGAAAGACCCCUAUAGGGACCACUUGAGCUUAAAAGCCUCAGGAAGUCAGAAUCUGAACCCCUAUAGGGACCACUUAAGCUUUUCAGGGCUCAGGAGUCCAACCCUAAACCUCUAUAGAAGCCAACUUUGUUUUACCCCUAUAGGGACCACUUUUUUUCGGCCCCUAUAGGGUCUUUCUUCCCCCUAACCCCUAUAGGGACCACUCUGACUCUUCUAGGUUGAAUUUUUUUCUUCCAGGACGUUUACUGCAAGCCGCGACGAUUGCUGGUGGCGAUUUUUAAACUCGGCGAAAAAUUGAGAAAAAUCGACUCCGCUUCCAGAAGUUUCCUGGCGAUUUUGACAAGAUCUGCCGUUUCUGUCGUCAUUUUUAACGAUUUAUUGGUUAUCAAUGAGGUUUUUUGAGGCUUUUUAAAAGUAAAAUAUCGAUUUUUCAGAACAAAAAUGUCAAUUCCCAUGCGUUGAAGUUGGUUUGGCUGGAAAGAAUCGACGACGAUUCUUCGGUGACGGCGAAAAUCCUGACCCCUGAAGUGGACUACGAACUGGUUUUUGUCGAUGAUGAGGUCCUUGGAUGAGGAAAAUUUUAAAAAAUGGAGAAAAAUUGGAACAAAAUCAGGCCAAAUAGGCUGAAAAAGAUCAUUUUUCGAUGAUUUACUGGGAAAACCUCUAGUGGCCCCUUAAGAGGUCCCUCAAGUUCCACUUGGAGAGGACACUUAAGGGACCACUGAAGCGACUAUUUUGCGUCUUAGUGGCCACUAUAGUGGUUUCACUGGUCUGAGGCUUCUAAAGAGGCCACUUAAUUUUAGCCACUUGAGGGGUCACUAUUUUUUAGUGGUCUAGUAGGGCCUUUUAGACUUCCAAAGAGGCUGGCUUUAGUUGCCCCUUAAGAGGCUCGUCAAGAACUACUUGGAGAGGACACUAAAGUGGUCACUAAAAACACUUCUAUAGAAGUCACUAUUUUGCGUCUUACCAGGGUUUUAGUGGUCUGCUAGUAACAGUUAGACUUCUAAAGAGGCCACUUGCUUUUAGCCACUUAAGUGGACACUAAUUCGUCUACUAUAGUGGCUACUAAUACUACUAAUACUAUAGUGGCUACUUAAACGUAAAAACCCUAAAGUGGUUGCUAAAAAAACCUCUACAGAAGACGCCACUGUAGUGGUUUCCGUUCUCUGCGAGUAUCACUUAAAACUCUUAAGAGGCCACUAAUUUCUUGCCCCUUAAGGGGCCACUAAUUAAGCAUUCAAAGUUCGAAAAAAGACUUAUUUUUAUUUUUCUUCAUUUCAAAAAGUUCAUUCAAGGCCUGGCGAGAGUUCCAAACGGCCUGCGGAGCAUGGCGCGACACGAUCGAAGCCUCCCCGAAUCUUGAAACGGCGAAACGGAGGAAAGCCGAACACUUCUUCUCGCCGUACUGCCGGAGUGUCGGACUGGGAGGAGCGCAUUACGAUGGAGAAUGGAAAAUGGGACGGCUUCAUGGACGGUGAGUGGAAAAAUUCAGUUACACUUAUCCAAAAAUCAUCUUUUGGCCGCAAUUGGAAUGGCUUAAGUUGGGUUUUGAGCAACUGGGGAUCGGGCUCAGCUCACAGUGGGACUUCUGAAGGAGAUUUUUUACGCUGAGCUCAAAUAUGGCCUCGAAAAUUGCCCUAGAGGCCUGUGAAAAGAGUUAGGGGCUCUCAAAAGACAAUAAUUUCAGUUCAGUUUUGUAGGAACUUGGGAAAAUUUUAAGUGGCCACUAUAGAGACUCGCCAAGGACUACUUGGAGAGGACACUAAAGUGGCCACUAUUUUCCGUUUUAGUGGCCACUGUAGAGGUCCUCUAUUUAGUGGCCACUUCAGUAGUUUCCAGUAACUCUGAUAAUUUUAAAACAAACAGAUUGAACCAGUUAUGUUGAUCCAUUGACCCCUAAAGUGGCCACUAAAAUUUUUAGUGGUCUAGUAGUAGCAAUUAGACCUCUAUAGUGGCCACUAACCCCUUUAGUGGCCACUAAAACGUCAAAACCCUAUAGUGUCCACUAAGACAAGAACUAUAGCUGAUUUUGGCUUGAACCAUCGAAAAAAGGGUCCUGUCACGAAGAGAAAAGAGACAGUGCUUGCUUGGUGGAGGGCGCAGACAAGCCUUUUCCAAAUUCCGAGAAGUUUUUCAAAAAUUUCCCUGCAGACAGUAAAAUAGGCCAUUUUGAGCCAUUCUGAUUUUUCCAGUGGAACUCUGACUCUGGCCAACGGAAAAAUCACCAAAGGCUGGUUCCGGAACGACGUCGCUCACGGCUUCUGCAUCGUCAUGCAGCCGAAAUCCGUCCCCUCGAACAACGUCUUCAGCGUCUUCUACUACCAGACGCCGUCGGCCGACGAAUCCAUCAACUACGACGUCUUCCGUGGCGUCUUCGAGAACGGCGAGCUCAACUCCUUGACUCAGAUUAGGUACGCAGGGGAACGGGAACGCCAGAGUGGUCCCUAG
Caenorhabditis auriculariae is the source of this 5014-nucleotide messenger RNA. The record is from the annotation of a GenBank genome assembly. Lineage: Eukaryota; Metazoa; Nematoda; Chromadorea; Rhabditida; Rhabditidae.